AAUUGGGAAGGUCUCGCAAUCGAGACUUACACGAGAGUUAACAGAAGAGCGAAAUGUAAAAAAGAUUUCAAGUUGGAAAGAAUAAAAAGGCUUUAUGUCAGGACAAGGAAAAGAGCAGCAAUCUGCUUUUGACAAAUCUGCCGAGACAGUAAGUCAGCAGAAAAGGGAUAUGCAAGAAAGGAUUAAGAGAAGAAAAGUGCAAAGAGAGGUAGAACUUGCCCACAGUGCUUAUAUAACAAAUUCAGUGGCAAAUAACCCAGAACUGGUACAAGCGAGGACAGAUGUUCAAACUUGGCUCUCAAAUUCAGCUGGAAUGGCAAAGAAGAUGAAAGAAAUAACUCGCAGGCAAGUGGAAGAACAAAGACAUAUCCCACCUCCAGUUUAUGAUGAAGUAAGACCCACCACAAGUAGCUUUGAGCCUUCAACUCCUGGUACAAUCACUUUUGAAGACAAUGAAGAGCAGGGACAAACACCAAAAAACUCUAGCAUAACAAUGUCCACAUUUUUAAGGGACAAUGACCAGACUCGCCUUAGGCUUAUAGAAGAAGGUGAUGUUUCUGAUGGAGAAGAUGAAGCUCUUAAACUUGCAAUAAAACUUUCAUUAAAAGCACAUAAGGAAACAGCUUCCAGAGAUGGAAAAAACCCUGUAACUGAAACAGUAUCACAAACCUCUAUUUCUAAUGCCAUAGAAUGCAUAAACCUUGAUGACUCCACUGACAAUCCUACUCCCACAGAAAGUUUGGAAUGCCCUGUUAUUGACUGUGAGAUGACCUUUGCCAAUUAUUCAAGUCCUCAGAAUGAGUUUUCACAUCAUAUGCAACAGUUUCAACAUGUUGCUUUUAAGACUUUCAUGAACUUCACACCUAAACGUUCACAUUAUAUGUGCCCAGAAUGUGGUGUUUUAUUUAAGAGGUGCAGAAAUUGUCUAGAGCACAUGAAGACUGUGGGCCACACACUGUACACUGCUCCAGUUCUUGUGCUGGGAUAUGGCUGUCCUCAGUGCUUUGAGAUAUUCCAAAGCUCUGAGCUAUGCAAAGACCACAUAGAAACCAUGAAUCAUCAGGAGCAUUACUAUGCUUUUCAAGAUGACAUAUCCCCAUCUGCUGACCCCUUUCCCUACCCAGCUUAUGUAUACAUGUGUAUGCAGGAUAAGGUGGCUCAGGUUCGCACCAGAGUUCACUGUGUAGACUGUGGGAAAGAAGUCAAUAGUGACAAAGAGUUUAGAAAGAGUAUUUCUGAAUGCCCCACUGGGAAAUGUAUUGCAUCUUCGGAGACUACCUUGGCAGAAUUAUUCUCCACAUUUUUGAAGGGGUCUACCUGCAGUUUCUGCCAGCGUUAUUUGAUCCAGAGGAUGGUGUAUCACAUGAGUGCCAUCCUGAGAAACCAGGAAAUGUUAUAGAUGCCAACUGUUCAUCUUUCACCGA
This is a messenger RNA of Lingula anatina, 1424 nucleotides long. RefSeq lists its product as uncharacterized. NCBI's taxonomy places the organism in Eukaryota, Metazoa, Brachiopoda, Lingulata, Lingulida, Lingulidae. The record is from RefSeq and is a predicted model, not a curated record.